AUGGCCGGCGGCGACGAGUGGAUUUACGUCCUCUCGCGCCAGGAGGAGGUGAAGGAGAGCAGCGACGGCGGGCGGGGCUCGGGGUCGCGCGCCGACGACGCAACAAGCGCGGACGAGGGCGGCGGCGCCACGACGGACGGAGAAGAGGAUGCGCGCUCGGACGGCGGGUCCUACGGAUCGACGGAGGUGAACGACUACCUGGGCUACAUCGAGGAGGAGGACGACGCGCCCGCCGUGGACGGCGGCGACGCCAUCGCGGCCGCAGAGGCGGCCUUGCGCGCCUUCGAGAUCGACGAGGCCUCUGGCGGCCGCGGGAAAGAGGUCGUCGUGGAGAACCCCUUCUACGACUGCUACGGCGGCAAGCACACGGACGCCGAGGCCUACUACGGCUACGGCUACGGCUACGGCUACGGCUACGGCUACGAAUACGGCUCGGGUUCAGGCUCCGCUUCUCGCUGCUACGGACCCGGCACCGGCUCCGGCUCCGACAGAUACGGCGGCGGCGGGCCUGGCUACGGCUACAGCGACGCAUACGGAUAUGGAUACGGCUUCGGCGGCUACUACGGCGAGCCACCGUACGCGCCGCCGGUGGUGUACCGGGCGCCGCCUGCCUACGGCCACGGCGGCGCGCCGCCGUGCCGGCCGGCCAUGCCGUACGUGUACUACCACUACUCGGCCCCCGCGCCGGCGCCCCGGUACGGGCCCGCCUACGCGCCGCCGUUGCACCACCCACCACCCUCUGCGCGCCGACGGGCCGCCGGCCGUUAUGCUCCGCCGCGCCCGGACCACUCGGCGAGUAGGUAG
Messenger RNA from Panicum virgatum (switchgrass), 804 nucleotides. RefSeq names its product prisilkin-39-like. The transcript has 2 exons. The record is from RefSeq and is a predicted model, not a curated record. Bases 1 to 804 code for a protein of 267 amino acids. Lineage: Eukaryota; Viridiplantae; Streptophyta; Magnoliopsida; Poales; Poaceae.